AGCAAAGAGCUGGAUGUUCACACGGUUUAACACUUCUAUUUGUGCAGUUAUUUCAGCCGACAGUAGAGUUUCUCGUGACUUUACUACAGAUCAGUCUCUCAUCGGCUCAUCUGUCAUUUUAUUACUGAACCAGUUCUGAAGAGUUUGUCUUCAUAUUUGUGAACUGAAAUCAAUGAAGAUGUUUGACAGAUUCUGGUUCUGUUUGUGUUUGUGGCAUCUGGACGCUGUGUUUGCUGAUUCAGAUGCAUUGACGACAGUGUCAGUGACAGAGGGAGAUUCAGUCACUCUAAACUCUGGUCUUACUGAAAUUCAUAAUGAUGAUCUGAUAACAUGGACGUUUGGACUUUCAGAGACUCUUAUAGCUCAAAUCCAUAAAGAAGCUCAGAUCUUUUCCACAUCUCAUGGUGAAGUUGUGGGAUUCAGAGACAGACUGAAGCUGGAUCAUCAGACUGGAUCUCUGACCAUCACAAACAUCAGAGCUGAACAUGCUGGAUAUUAUGAGCUACUGAUUGUUGGAGCUAAACUGUCAUCAAAAGCUUUCACGGUUUCUGUGAAUGGUGUGUUUGGUGAUGAAGAGAAGUCAGGGUCAGUGAUGGAGGGAGAUUCAGUCACUACACCGACUGCUGUUACUGAAAGACAUGAAGACCGCAUACUGUGGACAUUUGGAGCUGAAAUUACUAUUAACUUAUUGAAAUCUCCUCUGUCUGUUCCUGUCAUCAGCCGAGACUGUUCUUCAUCAUCUUCAUCAUCAUCCUCAGAGCAGAAUUGUUCAUUGGUGUGUUCAGUGGUGAAUGUGGGUCAUGUGACUCUCUCCUGGUACAAAGGAAACAGUUUAUUGUCCAGCAUCAGUGUGUCUGAUCUCAGCAUCAGUCUCUCUCUACCUCUGGAGGUGGAAUAUCAGGAUAAAAACAGCUACAGCUGUGUGCUCAACAAUCCCAUCAGCAACCAGACUCAACAUCUGAACAUCACUCAGCUCUGUCACACAUGUUCAGACUCUGUCCACUGCUGUGGUUCUACUGAAGCUGUGAUCCGAUUGGUCCUCUCUGCUCUGGUGGGCGUGGCUACUGUCAUUCUUCUGGUUUAUGACAUCAGAUCCAGAAGAGCUGAAUAAGGUCCAUCACAGAUUCACACAUCAGGUGCAUGAUUGAUUAAUAGACAUUUAGAAGAUGUUUAGAGAUGUUAAUGAUCUAGAAUGUGUGUAAAACUGACAUCUUAAAGAAAUCAGAUUAGAGUCAGCUGAUGCAAGCUUGACUCAUGUGACCUGCCAUUAUUAUUAUUAUUUUUUUCAGUUUUCAAAGCUUUAUAUUCAUGUGCUGAUCUUGAUGUAAUCUUUCAUAUUUUAUUCAGGGGUUUAAGAGCUCUUAAAAAUGUACCUGUCUUGUCCAUUUGUCCUCUGUAUUUGCUCUAUCAAUAAAGUUUUCUCACUCUGAGCUUCAA
Molecule: messenger RNA, 1437 nt
Organism: Carassius gibelio (silver crucian carp)
Lineage: Eukaryota; Metazoa; Chordata; Actinopteri; Cypriniformes; Cyprinidae
Exons: 5
Coding region: 173-1111 (312 amino acids)
Source: RefSeq, a predicted model, not a curated record